AUGUACGAAUAUAUGGACUACAUUCUCAAAUCGUUUUACAAAUCCACUGGCUGGAAUGAGGACAACAGUUAUGAAAACAUCAUUGCAACAUCUCAAGCCUUGAUAGAUUUCCCAAUAGAAUCUGAUCUCAAGUUCAGCGUUUCUUCAAAGUCAUCAGAAAACACUGCAACCUCGCUCUCGCUGACAAACAGCGGUGCCAUCAAUGGUUCAAUAGCAUACUUAUACACAUUAACACCACUUAAACAUGUGUUGGGUACGAGUGAGAUCAGUCUUCAGGAUGCUAUACAAGGAUACAGAGUGAUACGGCCUCCAUUGUAUAAGUCAUAUAAUUACAAGAAGGACAAACCUAUAUUUGGAGCACACUCGUUAUAUUAUGGUCGAAUGUACUUCCCUGGGUCAGCUUUAGAAGCUAUGGUUGUUAAGAGAAUAUCUGAAUCAUCACAAAUUUUGGUUAAAUGUGUCAGUCAUGAAAAACUCAAAAACAAUGGUACUAUGACUUUUUAUUUUCAAAAAGACACCGGGAGAUUAUCAAGAGAAUAUAUUUUCUCCACAAAUGAAGCAUUAUUGGGAUUCAGGUGUCUUUAUAACUUCCGUCAAGGUGCUGAAAGAUUGAACACUGCAUUAUAUAACAAUUCUUCUUUAUCAAUAGGUGCUGAAAUUUGGUAUGGUGCUAUGAAUAUGAGUCCCGGUCUUUCGACUGCACUAAGAUAUUCAACACAAUCUACUUAUACCGGGAAACCAUUAACGAUAACAUUAGCAUGCAAUCCAAUAUUGGGACAUCUUUCAUCAACGUACUCGGUCAGAACUAGUGCAAGCUCUACAUUUUCUUCAAGAUAUGAUUUCAACAUUUAUUCUUAUGACUCGGAUUUGGGAUUUGGGUGUGAGUUAUGGAGAACUAGUGGGAAUAAUUCACCAGUCCUACCCUUAAGGCGUAUUGAUCCAAAAUUAGCACCUUAUAGUAAACAUACAUCUCAAGAUCAAACUGUCAUUGAAGCAUUUGAAAGCCUGGUUAAAGAAACGGACUUUACAAGUGUUAUAAAAAUUGGUACCACGAUGAAUGAUAGAGAUGUGAAGUUAAAAUGGGAAGGUAAGUUUAAAGAUUUCUUGAUAUCUACAGGUGUUGACAUUCAAAUCAAUUCACAAGUUCCAGACGUGAAAAAAUGGGGACUUCAAGUACAAUAUGCAUCAUGA
Messenger RNA from Hansenula anomala, 1191 nucleotides. It is a transcript of the gene MDM10, whose product is annotated as Mdm10p. Bases 1 to 1191 code for a protein of 396 amino acids. Gene Ontology annotation, biological process: phospholipid transport; establishment of mitochondrion localization; protein insertion into mitochondrial outer membrane. The transcript is spliced from 2 exons. The record is from RefSeq and is a predicted model, not a curated record. Gene Ontology annotation, cellular component: ERMES complex; SAM complex. NCBI's taxonomy places the organism in Eukaryota, Fungi, Ascomycota, Saccharomycetes, Phaffomycetales, Wickerhamomycetaceae.